Messenger RNA from Cottoperca gobio, 1509 nucleotides. It is a transcript of the gene gfi1b, whose product is annotated as growth factor independent 1B transcription repressor. The coding region runs from base 165 to 1151 and encodes 328 amino acids. Gene Ontology annotation, biological process: regulation of transcription by RNA polymerase II. The transcript is spliced from 7 exons. Lineage: Eukaryota; Metazoa; Chordata; Actinopteri; Perciformes; Bovichtidae. The record is from RefSeq and is a predicted model, not a curated record. Gene Ontology annotation, cellular component: nucleus. Gene Ontology annotation, molecular function: DNA-binding transcription factor activity, RNA polymerase II-specific.
AUCAGGGAGGGGAGAAAAAGGGAGAGCUACAUGUGUGAUGGUUGUACACUGCUUUGCUUUUCUGACUUUAAGUAAAGGAUUUUUGCGACGAGUUGCUACACACCCGAAAGAACAAGGACAUUAUUUGUUUAUAAGCUACUUCACGUUUCAUUCCUCGGAUCAACAUGCCCCGGUCAUUUCUGGUGAAAAACAAAAGGUGCACGUCCUUUAAUGUUCACCGAUCAUAUGAAGACCAGCCAAAAGCCCCCAUAUGUCCAGAAGACCCACCAGAGGCUCAGAGCACAGACUCUGAAGACCUGCCUCAGUCGGAGGAACAGUCUUCCCCUGCGGACCACUACUCCUUUGAAAAGGAGGAGGCAAUGCUUGAAUGCCCCUUACCUGCUCACCUAGAGCCAACCAGACCCCCUGUGGCUCCCACACAGCCAUACUACCUAAAUGACCCUCACAUGGCUGGAUUCCCUCCCUACUACAAGCCGGCGUACGCCUGGGAGCCUGUGCCUCCCUCCUACAAGCUCAGUCAGAUGAGCUUCAGCCCCACAGUGCUGCAGCACGCUAACAAUCUGUACGACACCCACAUCAGCCGCAGCCCACAGCCUCAGCAGCCUCUGGACUGCAGCACGCACUACUCCCUCACCUCCAACACCUACCACUGUAUCACCUGUGAAAAGGUGUUCUCAACGCCCCACGGACUGGAGGUUCACGUCAGGAGGUCGCACAGUGGAACGAGACCUUUUGGCUGCAGCAUCUGCAGGAAAACCUUCGGCCACGCCGUCAGUCUGGAGCAGCACAUGAAUGUCCACUCUCAGGAAAAAAGCUUUGACUGCAAGAUGUGCGGCAAAACAUUCAAGCGCUCCUCCACUCUCUCCACGCACCUGCUCAUCCACUCGGACACGAGGCCUUACCCCUGCCAGUACUGCGGCAAGAGGUUCCACCAGAAGUCUGACAUGAAGAAACACACGUACAUUCACACCGGUGAAAAACCCCACAAAUGCCAGGUGUGUGGAAAAGCGUUCAGCCAAAGCUCCAACCUGAUCACCCACAGCAGGAAACACACAGGCUUCAAACCGUUUGGAUGUGACAUUUGUUCUAAGGGCUUCCAGCGUAAGGUGGAUCUCCGCAGGCACCACGAGAGCCAGCAUGGCAUGAAGUGAAGAGAAAAGGAGUGUCUAUGUGUACAAUACAUUUCUAUUAAAAAAGCUGAUAUUGAAUUGUCAUUGAAGGCGAUUUAACUUCAGAAAAAUGUAACCUGUAUUAUGAAGAAAUUGAGUGGUUGAUGAAAAUGCUUUUGUUAAUAUAUUAAGUGAUCUUUCAAAGAUGUGUUUGCAUGUGAAUGAGUGGGAGAUGUGCUGAUGUCAUUUCCAAAUUUUGCUUUUGAUAACAAAAGCAACAAGAACUUUAUUUUUGGUUUCAUAUAAUUUAUUUCAAGUAUGCCUGCGCAAUGUCCUGUAUGUUCUAUUAGCUGUGUGUGAGUUGAUAAAUGAUUUCAAUGGAAUUAAAGGGUGAAAAGUA